Messenger RNA from Cephus cinctus (wheat stem sawfly), 1310 nucleotides. RefSeq lists its product as uncharacterized. The record is from RefSeq and is a predicted model, not a curated record. Bases 263 to 649 code for a protein of 128 amino acids. The transcript has 3 exons. NCBI's taxonomy places the organism in Eukaryota, Metazoa, Arthropoda, Insecta, Hymenoptera, Cephidae.
GUUACUUCUUUAACCGAUCCUAAGUAUAACCCGUGGCGCUGCCUACCGUGUCGGUAAGUACAGUUAGUGGCCACUCUUCGAAUAUAAUCUAUGGCCAAUAGCUACUACGCAUGCCAUAUUUUAAUACAGCCACUGGCACAUCUCCUCAUUGGAGGAGUCAGCCAUAAGGAAAGGAAGGAAAGAUAUUUUAGUACACUCCAUAGCCGUCGUAGCGGUACCGUCUCCGUUUCCACAUAACCAUAUAUAUAUUAUACUAAUUGUUAUGCUAUGUCCUGCCAGGGUUAAGUCGCAUCAAAGAUGGCGGCACUUUCCACAGAAAUCCCGUGUAUGCACAGGAGUAUAUACGGAGCGUGUGCAUAAGACGCGGAUGCCACGAGGAGUUUUCAGACGGUCAUUCGUCUCGGUUGGACUUUUACUAAUGUCUGCACGCGAGCAAAGCGUCGAGCCAGAAAGGAUGGAGAUGCGUGAUUGCCACACUAAUAACUGGAAUAACGAGGCACUAAGGAAUUUUCAGCGGGACAUCGCCACAAUUGUUCUUCGUUACCACAGCCAUGAUUUUUCUUUGUCCACCGUUGCGAGGAAUCUGUUUAACGAUGGCGGCACAGGCAGCGCAAUAAUGCGACGCACUUGGGGUUUUAUUAUGACUUGAGAAAUCAAGAGAAACUCUUGUUUGUCAAGCAUGAAUGUUCGGUAAGUUUGUAUUUUGAGCGGAAUGUAUUUAUCUGAGUUUUGAAUUUGUUUAUGGGUCGGUAUACAAUUUUUUCGAGGCACUGUACAAGAGGGUUAUUAUAUCAUUAUUUUUUAUUUCGCUUAUUAUUAAUUUCUUUUUUUCUUUAAUCAACUCUGUAAUUUUCUUGGGUCUAUGGAAAAAUCUUUACCUUCGCAAUCUUUUGCUUGUUGGUUACGUACUAUCAAUUAUAAACGUGCAAUCGAUUUUGAUUAUAGCGGACUUUCAAUUUUUUUUUUUCUAUUAGAAAUAAUGUAAUAAUACUGUGCAACCUUGCGGAGGUUAUGAUUGUGCAAGUUGAGGAGCGUCGAUUAAUUAAUAUGUUAUUAUUCAAACGUUUAUUCUUCACUUCGUCAUAUUCUCUUACGUCGCACUUUGUGCACUUCGCUUUGUCUUACUCGAUGUAACGCGUGUACUUAGCGGUAUCGAUUUUAUGUUUUUUUUUUCUUGUGUCAUACUAUUUUAUUAUGAAACAAGGCAAGCCGAGCGUAGAAGUGAUAUACUUUUAUUUAAUUAUUGCGAUUUAAUUUAAUUUAAUUUAAUUUAAUUUUAUUUUUUAGCGAUAUAUAUGCAAAAAGCGGAU